AAGAGAGCGACGCUCUUCAUCAUCCGCAGUCUUCCAUAUGAGGACAUCAUCACUUUACAGGCUGUGUGUGUUUAUGAAGCUGCUUGGAGACCAAAAACAUGUUUACGUGACCGACAAAGAGAGUUUUCCCCAGACUUUGAACAAGUGGAACCAGCCAGUUCUGGAGAGACUGCAGCAGGGUCACGGCAGAGGACGGCCAGGUCCCAGGCGACCGAGCAGAAGACAGACCAGCGGCCGGAGGUGGCCGAGUUCAGAGUCCCCAAACCCGAGGCAGUGUGGCGGGAAUGAGCCCCGAUGUCCAGAAGCACCGACAGACAACAAAAAAGCAGAAUUUCCCAAAGUGAACUUGGUGGAAAGGUAAGCUAACCAGUGUUGGGCAAGUUAUUUUGAAAAAGUAGUUGUAUUUACUUCUUUCAUUUCACCUUUAGAAACUAUUUAACUAUUUAUCUUGUCUUGUUUGGUAUCAUUCUUUUCAGGACAAACGCACAUAUCUGAAUUUACAGUUAGUUUUUCCAUUUUGACAUACUGUAUUAACACAAUUGCUAUAAAGUCAGACUGAACACACAAAAUCAGAAUAGAAAAAAGGUAUUUUUACUGUAACAACCACAAACAUGUUUUAAGAGUCAUUUUCAUAACAUGAAAUGCAAAUAUAAAUUGUAAAUUUUAAAAACGUAUACCUAUAAAAACCUUUUAUAACCAUUCAAACUAUUUACAGAACAAUCAAGCGUUCUGCAUCACUAAGAUGCCACAGAAAUUAUUUGUGUCACUCCAAAAAAUAAUUUCUGUCCACUAUACGACAGAGGAGCACUUGACAGCAGGUGGUGUAUCACUCGUACUGUUUCCCACCUUGAGCCAGCGUUUACACUGUAAUCUGUCUUGGUGGCUUUUUGGCAGCAACAGUGACAUUCAACAGUCGCCUCAUUGUUCUGACACACAAAACAAAAUGAUCGUCUUCUCAACCCACUAACUACACACUCCAAAGAUGCGACGUGUCACAAAUCUCUCACAUCUCAAAACACACUCUCUCGCUUUCUUUGUUUUUUCCUUUUUUGGUGGCAAGAUUUCUCGCAAGCGCUUUUUUUUUUCUUUUUUUUUUUAGAAAACAGUUUUUCCCUUUUCUUUAGUAGACAUAACCAUAGUAUUCAGAAAAACACAUCACAUAAUUUUUUUUUAAAAUCAUAACUCUGGUUUUAUCAACACAAUUUAAAAACUGGAAUGUUUUUUAAAGUCCCCACUUUUAACACAAAAUAGACACUCAGGCUUGUCUUGGGUUGACAUAGCAUCUUGUUGCUAUGUCAUCUUAAACUGGUCAUGUGAUUGGUUUGCCAUGACUACUUUAUUCUUCCUCAGCCAAUCAGCAGCACUUGUGUGCUGCCAGUAAGCUGUCUACUGGGAGCUGAUUUUUUAUUUUUUUUUUUAUUUAUUUUUUUUUUUUUAAAACCUGCUGAGCUGCAACAUGAACAGAAAUGCCAGUGUGUAAUGUAAUAUAUAUAUAUAAUUUUUUUUUUUUUUAAUACCAUUAUUCCUAUCACUGAAGCUAACCUUGACUCUAAUGGCAAUAAUGGAAUCAAUACUGUAGAUAUUUGGAUCAAUCUGCCCACUUCCAGGCUGCACAAAGGCCCAGGAUAACAUAACUGAGGAUAUUUGGACUGUGAGUCAUGCAAAAUCAUGCACAGUAGGGCUCCUUUAAAAGGUACAGGUACAUUUUAGUGACCUGCACAAAAAUCCUAAAUUUCUGAGGCCUCACUCUGUUUUCUGCUCAUCUUUUCUCCGGGUUGCCGUCUGAGAUUCUGCUCAAGAUUCUGUCGUAUCUGGACGUGUCCUCGCUGUUCUGCAUCAGCCACGUCAGCAAGCUCUUCUACCAGCUCACCAAUGACAACGUCUUGUGGUACAGGAUCUACAUGUCAGAGUUUGGGUGGAAGCCAAAAGCGGCGGGCAACGUGGCGGUGAAGAUGGAGCCAGCGGAGGAUCGAUCGACGGGCUGCUGGAAGUGGAUGUACUUCAGGACGAUAACUGGGCGAGAGAUGAACAAGUGGAGAGGAGAGCUGAGAGACAUCGGCCCAUUCACCGGCCUGCCCCAGCAGACUGAGUGGGUGCUCAGGAACCUGAAUGUGAGCUGGGAGCUGAUGCUGCACACUCACCGGGGUCAGGUGGUUGUGCUGGAGCAGAGCCGAGGGUACUACUUCGAGUCCUCCAUGAUCGUCCACUGGAGCGGAGGCCGCCUUCCGUCCUACCAACACAUCAACAGCAUCCAGCUCUACGGAGUCAGGAAGGAGAAGCUGGCCUGGCGCUCUCUGAUCUUAAACCUGGAUAUGGAGACCCAUCCGUAUGAGCUCAUCGGCAGAGACGGACAGAUCAGGCUUGCGUGUCUGUCGCCGGGAGUCGUCAUCGGCUUCUUGAGGGGUCGGGGCAACGUAGCCUUCAUCAUGAUCAGCCUGCACUUCCACAGGCUGGUGGAGAAGAUUCUGCUGGGAUCUCCAGUCUGCCCAUAUUCCGAACCUUUGGACCCGCCCCCCGUGGACGACUCUGACCCUAAAUUUGGUCUCCACGGCUACACUCUGCACUUCGUCCUGCACAAUACCAGGACACAGAUCAUGUCGGGACACUUUUGCCGGCUCUCCUGCAGCACAAUUCAACAGGGUCUUGCUGAGAUGAAGGUCAUCAGCAGGACUAACGUGUCCCAGCACCGAUCGCUGUCUGGAAGCAUCCAUCUGCCCUGGAAGAGGGAGAAACUGGAAGGCUCGGUAGAGAACUGCUGCGUCAUGACGUUGACCCUGCUGGACGAGUUCCAGAAACCCUUCUGGUGCGUCAGCACCCCGGUUACCAUCUCCAUGGUGAAGAAGUCGCAGUCGUUGGGCUACAGCGGCACAGACUUCCUGAUGGUGUACCGCAGCUCUGAGGGGCAGGUGAAGAUGAAGCUGGUCUGGCUGAAAGAGCAGCAGCAGUUCUUCCUCGUCGGCCUCACGCUCUACGUCUCCAUCCUCAAAGUCAAUGCUCACUUCAGCACAAAGUACAAAAGCUGAACUGGUCCAGUUUCACAUGUUUGUCUGUUUUGAAUCAAAAGGUAAAAGUUGAAUUUUAAUUUCAGAGAAGAGAUUCUGGUGUUAAUUUUAUUCAUUGAGACUGUGUGAGUGCUUUUGUUCUGGCCUAUGGUUUGACGCACAGUCACGUGACAGGAUCUCAUGUAUAGAAUAAACUGCAUUUAUUUCAGUGGAAUUGUUUUGUUUUUUUUCAUUUUUGAGAAGCACUU
Pelmatolapia mariae (spotted tilapia) is the source of this 3250-nucleotide messenger RNA. Its product is annotated as F-box only protein 15-like. Gene Ontology annotation, cellular component: SCF ubiquitin ligase complex. The record is from RefSeq and is a predicted model, not a curated record. The transcript is spliced from 10 exons. NCBI's taxonomy places the organism in Eukaryota, Metazoa, Chordata, Actinopteri, Cichliformes, Cichlidae. The coding region runs from base 1902 to 3023 and encodes 373 amino acids.